AUGAAGCCAGGCUGUUCGGCAGGAUCUCCAGGGAAUGAAUGGAUUUUCUUCAGCACCGAUGAGAGAAACACAUGCUACAGGAAAACAAUGUCCAACGGGGGACUACAAAGAUCUGUCAUCCUGUCAGCAUUUAUUCUUCUACGGGCUGUGACUGGAUUCUCUGGAGACGGAAGAGCUAUAUGGUCUAAAAAUCCUCAUUUUAGUCCGGUAAAUGAAAGUCAGCUGUUUCUCUAUGACACUUUUCCUAAAAACUUUUUCUGGGGUGUUGGGACUGGAGCAUUUCAAGUGGAAGGGAGUGGGAAGAAGGAUGGAAAAGGACCCUCUAUAUGGGAUCAGUUCCUCCGUACACACCUGAACAACGUCAACAGCACGAAUGGUUCCAGUGACAGCUACAUUUUUCUGGAAAAAGACCUAUCGGCCCUGGAUUUUUUGGGAGUUUCUUUUUAUCAAUUUUCAAUUUCCUGGCCCAGGCUCUUCCCCGAUGGAAUAGUAGCAGUUGCCAAUGCAAAAGGUCUCCAGUAUUAUAAUACUCUUCUGGAUGCUCUAAUACUCAGAAACAUUGAACCUAUAGUUACUUUAUACCAUUGGGAUUUGCCUUUGGCAUUACAAGAAAAAUACGGAGGGUGGAAAAAUGAAAGCAUCAUAGAUAUCUUCAAUGACUAUGCCACAUACUGUUUCCAGACGUUUGGGGACCGGGUCAAAUACUGGAUUACAAUUCAUAACCCAUAUCUAGUUGCUUGGCAUGGGUAUGGCACAGGUAUGCAUGCCCCUGGAGAGAAGGGAAAGGUAGCAGCUGUCUACGCUGUGGGACACAACCUCAUCAAGGCUCAUUCGAAAGUUUGGCAUAACUACAACAGAAACUUCCGUCCAUAUCAGAAGGGCUGGCUAUCAAUCACAUUGGGAUCCCAUUGGAUUGAACCAAACAGAUCAGAAAAUACAAUGGAUAUACUCAAGUGCCAGCAAUCCAUGGUUUCUGUGCUCGGAUGGUUUGCCAACCCUAUCCACGGGGAUGGUGACUAUCCAGAGAUAAUGAAAAAGAAGCUGCUCUCCAUUCUACCCCUUUUCUCUGAAGCAGAGAACAGUGAGGUGAAGGGCACAGCUGAUUUCUUUGCCUUUUCCUUUGGGCCCAACAAUUUCAAGCCCCUAAACACCAUGGCUAAAAUGGGGCAAAAUGUGUCACUCAAUUUAAGGGAAGCGCUGAACUGGAUUAACCUGGAAUAUGGCAACCCCCGAAUCUUAAUUGCUGAGAAUGGUUGGUUCACGGACAGUCACGUGAAGACAGAAGAUACCACGGCCAUCUACAUGAUGAAGAAUUUCCUCAACCAGGUUCUUCAAGCAAUAAGGUUUGAUGGAAUACGAGUGUUUGGUUACACUGCCUGGUCUCUCCUGGACGGCUUUGAAUGGCAGGAUGCUUACACCACACGCCGAGGAUUAUUUUACGUGGAUUUUAAUAGUAAGCAAAAAGAAAGAAAACCGAAGUCUUCGGCACAUUACUACAAACAGAUCAUACAAGAAAAUGGUUUCACUCUGAAAGAGUCCACCCCAGAUGUGCAGGGUCAGUUUCCCUGUGACUUCUCUUGGGGUAUCACUGAAUCUGUUCUAAAGCCGGAGUCAGUGGCGUCCUCCCCCCAGUUCAAUGACCCUCACCUGUACCUGUGGAAUGUGACAGGCAACAGGCUGUUGCACAGAGUGGAAGGCGUAAUGCUGAAAACUCGGCCAGCUCAAUGCACAGAUUUUGUCAGCAUCAAAAAACAACUUGAGAUGUUAGCAAGAAUGAAAGUCACCCACUACAGGUUUGCUCUGGACUGGCCCUCAAUCCUUCCCACUGGCAACCUGUCUAUGGUUAACCGGCAAGCUCUGAGGUACUACAGGUGUGUGGUUAGUGAGGGGCUGAAGCUCAACAUCUCUCCAAUGGUCACCUUGUACUAUCCGACCCAUGCCCGCCUGGGCCUCCCCAGGCCUCUCCUGCACAGCGGAGGCUGGCUGAACCCAUCCACAGCCAAGGCUUUCCAGGACUACGCAGGGCUGUGCUUCCACGAGCUGGGGGACUUGGUGAAGCUCUGGAUCACCAUUAACGAGCCUAACCGCUUGAGUGACAUCUACAAUCGCACUAGUAAGGACACUUACAGGGCAGCCCACAACCUGCUGAUUGCCCAUGCCCUGGUCUGGCACCUCUAUGACCGUCAAUACAGGCCUUCCCAGCGCGGGGCGAUUUCGCUGUCUCUGCACUCGGACUGGGCGGAACCCGCCAACCCAUUCGCCGAUUCACACCGGAAGGCGGCCGAGCGGUUCCUCCAGUUUGAAAUCGCCUGGUUUGCAGAGCCAGUCUUCAAGACCGGGGACUAUCCGUUGGCCAUGAGGGAGUACAUCGCCUCCAAGAACAGGCAAGGGCUCUCCAGCUCCACGCUGCCUCACUUCACCGACGAGGAGAGGAGGCUGGUCAAGGGCACAGCUGACUUCUAUGCCCUGAACCACUUCACCACCAGGUUUGUGAUGCACGAGCGCCAGAACGGCAGCCGUUACGACUCUGACCGGGACGUCCAGUUUCUGCAGGACAUCACCUGCCUGAGCUCCCCCACGCGUCUGGCUGUGAUGCCCUGGGGAGAGCGAAAGGUGCUAAGGUGGAUCCAGAAGAACUAUGGAGACCUGGAUGUCUACAUCACGGCCAAUGGCGUUGACGACCACUCUCUGGAAAAUGAUGAGCUCCGAAUAUACUACUUAGAGAAAUACAUUCAGGAGGCUUUGAAAGCAUACCUGAUUGAUAAAGUCAAAAUCAAAGGCUAUUAUGCAUUCAAACUGACUGAAGAAAAAUCUAAACCCAGAUUUGGAUUCUUCACACCUGAUUUCAAAGCUAAAUCCUCAAUACAGUUUUACAACAAACUGAUCAGCAGCGGUGGCUUCCCUUCUGAAAACAGCAGUCCUAGAUGCAGUCAGAUGCAAAGAAACACAGAGUGCAUUAUCUGCUUACUUCUUGUGCAGAAGAAACCACUGAUAUUCUUUGGUUGUUGCUUCUUCUCUACCCUGGCCCUACUUUUAUCCAUCACCAUUUUCCAUAAGCGAAAGAGAAGAAAAUUUUGGAAAGCAAAGAACUUACAACACAUACCAUUAAAGAAAGGCCACAAGAGAAGUUCUUAGCUAAACUGAUCUGCAUGAUAGAAAGACCGUUAAGAAAUUCACUCCAGUUCCAUACACUGGUAACUUAGAGAAGCUGUAGAACGAAGACAAUUUCAGAAACUGGUGGAAACCAAGGUGAUUACAAUCGAUGUCUCUGCUGUGUGGUUCAAAUGAAUUUUCCCUUAGGUGUUGACAUGUGAAUUCAGCUGUUGGAUCAGAAGAUGAAGGCUUCACUUAGAUAAGCUGUGAGGAUUACCUGAUGCAUUGCUUUAUGAAGUUUGAUAGGCUGUUUUUCAUCAUUCUUCUCUAGCUCUCUUCUGUAAUACCAAUAAUUACUUAUGAUAAAAGGAAUUAUUUUUAAAAAGUGCAACUUUCUCUUGUGAGACCCCAUAGCAAAGAUUUAAAACCCUUCUUUGAACUGGAUCAAACCAAACCCACUGCUGUUGAGUCAAUUUAGACUCAUAGCAAUCCUAUAGAACAGAGAACUUCCCCUAGGAUUUCCAAGGCUGUAAUUAAUCUUUACAGAAGCAGCCUGCCACAUCUUUCACAGAACGGCUGGUGCGUUUGAAACCAG
This is a messenger RNA of Loxodonta africana (African savanna elephant), 3688 nucleotides long. It is a transcript of the gene KLB, whose product is annotated as klotho beta. Gene Ontology annotation, molecular function: hydrolase activity, hydrolyzing O-glycosyl compounds. The record is from RefSeq and is a predicted model, not a curated record. Gene Ontology annotation, biological process: carbohydrate metabolic process. The coding region runs from base 1 to 3135 and encodes 1044 amino acids. The transcript is spliced from 5 exons. Lineage: Eukaryota; Metazoa; Chordata; Mammalia; Proboscidea; Elephantidae.